Molecule: messenger RNA, 3313 nt
Organism: Gorilla gorilla gorilla (western lowland gorilla)
Lineage: Eukaryota; Metazoa; Chordata; Mammalia; Primates; Hominidae
Gene: SNRPA1
Product: small nuclear ribonucleoprotein polypeptide A'
Exons: 9
Coding region: 2332-3099 (255 amino acids)
Biological process (GO): mRNA splicing, via spliceosome
Cellular component (GO): U2 snRNP
Molecular function (GO): protein binding; U2 snRNA binding
Source: RefSeq, a predicted model, not a curated record
AAGCACUAUUUAUAAAAGAGUGAAAAUUACCCAAAUGUUCAUCAACAGCAGAAUGGAUAAGUAAAUUGUAAAACAUCCACAAUGAAAUACUAUAUUACAGUGAGAAUAGAUUAACUACAUCUACACACAAACAUAAUGUUUAGCAAAAAAUAUGUAAGGUACUUCAUUUGCAUAAAUACAAAACUAGGUAAAGCAAAUCUAUACAAGAUGGCAGGAUAAUGGUUACCCUUGGGGCAAGGGUGGUGACUAGAUGAAGACAGGAGGAGGGCUUCUGGAAUGUGGCAAUGUCCUGUUCUUACGAGGAUGCUAGUUGGUUGGGUGUGUUCAGUUUGCAUUCUUCUAUAUGUAUAUCAUACUUCAAUAAAAGUUCAAGGAGAAUCAUUUCCGGGUGGAUUGUAGAACUAAAUGUGAAAAGCAAAACAAUCGUCUAGUAGACCACAUAGGAAAAUGCGAUGGGGGUAAGGGAAGAUUUCUUAAGGCACAUGCACAUGCACACACACCCAAUCCACUAACCUAAAGAAAAUAAUUGAACUACAUAAAACUUGGAAACUUCUCAGCCAGGCGAGGUGGCUCACGCCUGUAAUCCCAGCACUGUGGGAGUCUGAGGCAGGUGGAUCACUUGAGCUCAGGAGUUGGAGACCAGCCUGGGCCACAUGUCAAAACCUUGUCUCUACAAAAAAUACAAAAGUUAGCCAGGCCUGUUACCUGUGCCUAUAGUCCCGGCUAUUUGGGAGGCUGAGGUGGGAGGAUCUCUUGAGCCUGAGAGGUCAAGGCUGCAGUGAGUCCUGAUGGCACCACUGCACUCCAGCCUAGGUGACAGAGUGAGACCCUGUCUAAAAAAAAAAAAAAAAAUUCUAAUCAUCAACACCAUUAAGAGUGAAAAGGCAAGCCACAGAGUGUGUUCAUAUCCCUAAUAUAUAAAGAAAUUCCACAAAUCAAUAAGAAAAAAAGGCAGACAACUCCAUAAGGAAAAAAAAAAAUGAGCCAGGGACUCGAAAGAACACUUAACAAAGGAAGCUAUCAGAAUGGGCACCAUACACAUGAGAAGGUUCUCAGCUUCAUUAGUGAUUAGAGAAAAGCAAAGCAAAGCAGUAGUGCAAUACCGCCACACACCCAUCAGAAUAGCUGAAGUUAUAGAGUUAAAAUGCCAAGAAGGCUGAAGCUGGAAGCCAUGAAAACCCUUACACACCGCUGGAGUGUGUAUAUUAUUUCAGCCUCUUAGCAUAACUGUUGGGCAUUACUUAUUGAUGAUAGAUAUCAUACCCUAUGUCCCAGCAGUUCCACUCCAGGACAAACUCAUGCAAAUGUGCAUCAGAUCCACGUACCAGAAAAUUCAUAGCAGCAUUACUCAGAAUAGCCCUAACUGAAAACUACUUUGAUGUCUAUCAACAGCAGAAUAAGUAAUUUAUGGUAUAAUAUAUACAAUGGAAUUCUCUUCAGCAGCGAAAGCAAACAAACCAUCUCUGUAUGCAACCUGGAUGGACUCCAGACAUAAUAUAGACUCCAUGAAACUAGGCCCAAAAAAAGCAUACUGCAUGAUUCUAUUUAUAGCAAAAGCAAGCAAACCGAAUUCGUAGUGUUGAGUUCGCGGUUGCCUUUUGGGAAAGAGGGAGGCUUUCAGAAUAGUGGUGUUUUGGAUCCCGGUGUCGGCUACGCAGCUGUGUUCACUCUAGUCAUUAAUCACUCUGUAAAUUCCUGAUAUGCACACUUUUAUGUAUAUCACAUUUCAUACAUAUGAAUAUUCAGAAGUCUAAAGGUCACAAGCUUAACCGCAAACCCUACCGUGCCCGAGGCCGGGCUGGACUUGCGGAGCGGUGGGGUUGUCCCGGCGACCUGCCCCAGGCGGGCCACCUAGCCCGGGAUCUCACACUGUACCCCGGAGCAAGGCCCAGGCCCGGGACGGGCACCUGAACUCCUGGACCCUUCACUGAACCCCACGGGUUCCCGCGACGGCUGGUGGAGGGAGGACAGUCACAGCUUCCCCUCCCACCUCGAGGUGCGCUAAUGCAUGAGAAAGUUCCCCUCGGGUGUUUCCACAUUCGCCUUAACUUUUAAACACCAACGUCUGGAAUCAGGGGUCCUCCAGACUCCGAACACACCCUAGGAAACAACCCAGAGCUAGACACAUCCCCUGUGCGCGCGCCACGACUUCCGGCAGGAACGCCCCCGGAGGCGUGGCUUUUCGAUUGCUUCGGCCUGGCGGUCGAGCUGCGCGCGCACUCGGCGGCUGCGAUUGGUGCUGCCUGGCGGCGGGGCGCGGGGCACGCUGGGACGUCUCGCUGGCGGGAGGCCACGGGCUUUCCGCAGCGCGGGGGAACGGGAGGCUGCAGGAUGGUCAAGCUGACGGCGGAGCUGAUCGAGCAGGCGGCGCAGUACACCAACGCGGUGCGCGACCGGGAGCUGGACCUCCGGGGGUAUAAAAUUCCCGUCAUUGAAAAUCUAGGUGCUACGUUAGACCAGUUUGAUGCUAUUGAUUUUUCUGACAAUGAGAUCAGGAAACUGGAUGGUUUUCCUUUGUUGAGAAGACUGAAAACAUUGUUAGUGAACAACAACAGAAUAUGCCGUAUAGGUGAGGGACUUGAUCAGGCUCUGCCCUGUCUGACAGAACUCAUUCUCACCAAUAAUAGUCUCGUGGAACUGGGUGAUCUGGACCCUCUGGCAUCUCUCAAAUCGCUGACUUACCUAAGUAUCCUAAGAAAUCCGGUAACCAAUAAGAAGCAUUACAGAUUGUAUGUGAUUUAUAAAGUUCCGCAAGUCAGAGUACUGGAUUUCCAGAAAGUGAAACUGAAAGAGCGUCAGGAAGCAGAGAAAAUGUUCAAGGGCAAACGGGGUGCACAGCUUGCAAAGGAUAUUGCCAGGAGAAGCAAAACUUUUAAUCCAGGUGCUGGUUUGCCAACUGACAAAAAGAAAGGUGGGCCAUCUCCAGGGGAUGUAGAAGCAAUCAAGAAUGCCAUAGCAAAUGCUUCAACUCUGGCUGAAGUGGAGAGGCUGAAGGGGUUGCUGCAGUCUGGUCAGAUCCCUGGCAGAGAACGCAGAUCGGGGCCCACUGAUGAUGGUGAAGAAGAGAUGGAAGAAGACACAGUCACAAACGGGUCCUGAGCAGUGAGGCAGAUGUAUAAUAAUAGGCCCUCUUGGAACAAGUCUUGCUUUUCAAACAUGGUAUAAUAGCCUUGUUUGUGUUAGCAAAGUGGAAUCUAUCAGCAUUGUUGAAAUGCUUAAGACUGCUGCUGAUAAUUUUGUAAUAUAAGUUUUGAAAUCUAAAUGUCAAUUUUCUACAAAUUAUAAAAAUAAACUCCACUCACUGUGCUGCCAA